Echinostoma caproni is the source of this 4950-nucleotide messenger RNA. NCBI's taxonomy places the organism in Eukaryota, Metazoa, Platyhelminthes, Trematoda, Plagiorchiida, Echinostomatidae. The record is from the annotation of a GenBank genome assembly.
AUGCUUCUGCACUGGACUACUACUCUAUUUGGCUUGGUCAAUAUACUGCCCGUGGUUUGGCCAGUUCAAGAGACAACAAAGACAUCUUCACUGCCGAAAAAGCCCAUCAUUUAUGAGGCUCCAGUGGACACAUUCUCUGCUGACGGGGUACUAGAAUUUACCUGUGCUGCUGAAGGACAUCCGAAACCCAGCAUCACAUGGUUCGAUGCUCUGACUGGACAAAAAGUGAUUGAUCGUGUGCCGUCCAGUGGAUCGACUACUGGGAUUCAUGUGAAUCAACAUUACGGUCGACUGAUGGUUUCCAAUCCGAUUCGGAACAAAAUUUACUCCUUCUAUUUAAAAGGAGGUUUGGCCUACUUGGAAACUGCUUUUCGACAAAACCCCAUCGAUAAGACAGUGCAUCAAGGUGAUCGCGUUCUGUUGGAAUGCGUUCCCCCAGUCGGUUUGCCGGAACCUAAGGUGGCCUGCAACGACGCUGUGCUUUCUCAUGCACGAUUCAUUGAACCGGGACAUUUACAAAUCUCGACAGCCUCUCUUGCGGAUUCCGGUGAGUAUGUGUGCGUGGCAGAAAAUGUGGCAAGUCGGAAACAAUCACCUCCCGCCAGAUUAUCGGUCAAACCUCGGGCUCGAUUUGUGGAAACCCCGACAGACAUACGAGUCGGAAAGGGUGAAAACGCAAAAUUUAAAUGUCGUGUAGAAGGCAAUCAAAUGGUCAAAUGGAGUCGUGGCCCCGGUGAGGGUCUCAUUGACCCCGGUCGAAUUGAACUUGCCGAUGGUUAUCUGUUGUUGAAAAAUGUCCAACUGUCUGAUGCUGGCGUGUAUGUGUGCACCGCUCCCGGCUCAAUCGCUGCCGAUGCUGUGCUGACCGUCGAGACUCCACCCACAUUUUCACGCACUCCGGAUGAUCUGACAGUGAUGGUGGGUCAAACAGCUCGCUUUUACUGCGUCACUACCGGCUAUCCAAGACCAUCCAUCUAUUGGGAAUUGCCGGAUAAAACUCCCAUUUUCCCAAGUGAGGACACAACCGGAUCGAGCACACACAACCGAUUCUAUUUGCACAAAGAAGGCCCGUUGGAGAUUCGUAAUGUUCAAGAAAGUGAUGCCGGAAAGUAUCAGUGUACUGCUCAUUCUUCCAUUGAUCGUGUGCAUUCCAGUGCAAUGCUGCAUGUUAUACCCAGGUCGAAGCUAUCAUCAGAAGACAGUGCGGAAGACUUAUCGAUAUUGGGUCGCAGUCGGGGAGGGAGUUCAUCCGGAACGAAUUCUCAUUUCCCAUACGAAUACUAUCCCAUCGCUCCAAUUAUUGGCCUGCCUCCAGUGAACCAAACUCGCCUUAUCGGUGAUUUGGUUAUUCUCGAUUGCGAGUUGGGUGCCACAAGACAUCCGAACAAUGGACCAAACGGGAACUCGAAUAUCCGUUCAAAUCAAGGCUCAGAUUGGACAGUCACGUGGCAACGUGCUACUUUGGCCACAGAAGGUAUAAGUGAGCAAUUGGAUUUUACUCGGUUUGUACAUGAACAACGCUACAGUCUGUUACCCGGUGGAAGUUUGCAAAUUUUUAACGCUCAACUACCAGACACAGGGGCCUAUACAUGUACUGCUCAAACUUGGGUUCAGCCGGAUCCAACUACACCGAAACAGUCGGCCAUUCUGUUACAGUCCAAUUGGACUGUUCAGUUGAAUGUAGUCCCUGUGGGAAGUGCCAUUCAUUCGGAUCAGGGACGUGAAAAUCCAUUGUCUCCACCACGAGAUCUCCGUGUGACCAACGUGACUGAGUCGACAAUCACACUGGCUUGGGAAUCAUCCAACUGGUUGGAGCCUUUGUCCAAUCCCAUGGAUCCGAAUAAUGAGGCUACCGCAACCGGGAACGGAAUGAUCACUUACUGGGUGGAAUUUUAUCGACCGGAUCGAGCCACAGAAGGUUGGCGUACGGUUGAACAAAACUGGCCGGCAAAUACCGUACAGAUUGGUGGACUGCAACCAAACACAGCCUACUAUUUCCUAAUUCGGCCGCGUUGGCGAUUUGGACGUGUUGGAUGGGCCAGUGCACCGUUGGGCCCUGUGUUCACAAAAUCCACACAACCGGUACAAAUGGGGCAAAGUCAGAUGAAUUUUCUGUCAGACAAAGAAUUACUUCAAGCUGUGCGAAAUGUGGAGAUCAAUCGCAUUUAUUUGCAUCCAAUUUCACCCAAACGAAUGCGUGUCAGUUGGACCGUUCACGCACGUCCCAAUGUGCUUCAAGCAAUCACGGGUUAUACAAUCUAUUAUCGAAAAAUCAAUCUGAUGCAGUGUGUCCCAGCUAGUUUGCAAACAGUGGAUGACCGCAUGAUUUCGACCGAUAUGAGUGAUUCUUAUUGUAGUUUACGACCUCUACCCGACGGGCAAUCGAUCGAUUUAUAUCGACAACUGCAAAACAUGCAACGAUUACGUCAUGAACUGUUACCAGCCCCAUCGGAGACGCGCAUGCAUUUGGAUGUGAAAGCCAGUUAUCCGUUGGAUGCAUCUGGUUCCGUAUCGACUGGACCAGUGACCUAUGAGGGUUCCGGUUUGUUACGCGAUCUGGAUCCGUUUCAAUGUUAUGAAGUGAGUGUGAAACCACACUCAACGGAUACGCUGUUUGGUCGGACUGAAGGACGAGAAAGUGUGACACAUACCGCACUGACAUUUGAAAACUUUCCAAGUCUUCCACCGGAACGUGUUUCUGCCCGCUGGAUCGGUCCAUACGAGCUGGCCUUGAGUUGGUCUCAUCCACCGGUUGCACAUUGGAACGGUCUACUCCGAGGUUAUACAAUAUAUGUUUAUGAUGAAUUAGCGCGGGAGCACCAGACGUUCAAUGUGUCAGCAACGGAACAGGCCACAGUUAUCAAGGGUCUUAGUGGACCAAAUGCCUAUCUCAUUCAAAUGGCUGCUAGUACGUGCAAAGGGGUUGGAUUGCGUAGUAAACCUUUACGCCUAGAUCCGAGUUUGCGUGGUCAAAUUGGAUUAGGUGUGGGCUGGGGUUUUGAUCCAAACACGGGUCUUCUCGUCUCAACUCCAGUGCCAAAUGAAACACAUUCGGACGAAGGUGGUGGCGGUGGACGACUCAUCCAUAAACCAUGGUUCAUCGGUACAAUGAUUAGCAGUUUGCUGUUGUGGUUUGCUUUGAUAGGCUUAAUCACAUUCUGUUGUCGUCGUCAACCAUAUGUGUUUCGUAAAACUACCGGUGGUGUCCUUAUUGCGAACACAUCCUCCCAUUGUGGAACCGGAUCGGGGAACGGAAUAAAUGGAAUGAAUAAUGGCGGAACAUUGAUGGACGGAUUGGGUACAACGCAUGCAAACGGUAAUACAACCGGACUGAACCGAUAUGGUAAAGAAAAGAAUUGUCCCCUACAAAUGGAACCGCUGAUUCAAAAACCGGCUCCGACAAAGACAACCGAAGCCACCGAGUUAGAUGGAAGCUCGACAAAUGCGGCUUACACACCUCAAAACCCUUUCCUCAGUUCUCCAGAAUCUUCCAUAGCCACGACCACUUACGGAGUGUAUUCACUCACGCACACAACUGACUUGCUACGAACCCAAUGGUCCGGAAGACCUACAGAGGUACAGAAUCGUGGGGCAAAUAUGGGAUACCCCCCUAUAAUGGAAGAGACGAAUGUUCCUUAUGCUACGGCGAACAACCCUAUGCAUGGUCAUGGGAAUGCUAUGAGAACCGACUCGUUGCCACCAAAUGUGCAAACAAAUCCAUUACUUUUCCAUCCGACCGGACAUCUUAUAAACUACCCUAUGGGCGUUUGUCCACCCCAGUCCACACCAGCUUAUCUCACAUACCAACCAGGCAUGGUUCCACUAUCCCAGUCCAUUUCCGAAUUUCCUAGUCCCGAGGUGAACAGGGAUCAGAAUUAUGGUGGCACUGCUCCCGUCCUGUCCCAGGGACCUGCAGUGCCGACAACCACAGGUCUCCCACCGAUUGCUCCGGUUGCACAAUUGGGUCAUGGUGGAGCACGAAUUUCACCACCAUCGGUCAUUGAGAGUGUGGAAUCGGGGGCGUCCGUAGCACCCUACGCUACUGCAUCGAUCAUCCAAAAUUCUAUGCUACCUGAUCGUAAUCGCACUUCUGCCGAUACCGCUGGCUUUCGAUCCGGUUUGACCACGACGAAUGGGAUGACCAAUGAAAACGUUUGCCAGAAUGACAAAGUUUCCUACAGUUCCGGGGAUAGUAAUCGUUCAUACUCGAACAAUUCGGAGGCCAGUCGUGCAAAUAUGACAUCACAUCGUGACAAUAUCCUGAUUUACGGUCGUGGAGAGGGUUAUACAAAUGGUGGUGGCUAUCCAACUCAAGAGAUGCGCGGAAGAGCUUCAACCCCGGGGAAAUCACCAAACCCUCUUCUUUCCUCCCGUACAAUAUCAUCCAAUCCAAGCAAAUCGGAGUCAAAUGCAUCGACCAGUACACGACUCAGUGGUGGACAAAGUGUUGGGGACCGUUCAGUUGUGUGGCCCAAUUCUCCCUCCAGUAUGGCUAAGGUCACCGGGAUAGAUAACACUGAGUUAUCCACCAGUGGUUACCGGCAGAAUAAUGAAGAUGUCUAUUCCUUAGCUGAUGACAGUGGCAUUCCACCUCCCCCAGCCUCUCCACCACCACCAGCUCCUAUCCAUGGCCGAGAGAAGCAUUUUGACCCCAACGAAUCCUAUUCGGCUUCGCGUAACCCUAUACAGGACGAAGCAAACCAGUCCAUCUACGAUAUGAAUGCGGAAACGAGUGAAGAUGACAUACCCAUGACCACAGGUUCCAAAAUACCUACAUCUUCCUAUAUUGGAUUGCAAAAUCAACCUCGACCAAAUGGUCCACACAGACAUUCUGGCGGAAAACGAACAAGACGUGGCAAGAACGGGGAGGAAAGCGCAAAUAUGACCGGGUUUUGUGUGAUCCGACCACCGGAAGAGCAACAAAACACUACAUACGCUCAGGUGUAUUAG